CACUUGACAACAGAGGAGCCUUUUUUGCUGAGGACAUUUUCAGUCGCAGCAAUGUUCCCGGUGAGUGUGGAGGUGUGGUUGUUUGUAGCAGGACUGGUGCUGGCGGCUUAUGUAUACUCUCGCUGGCGCCACAGCUACUGGUCGUCCCGUGGUAUUCCCACCCCACCUUUUCUACCAUUCCUGGGACACAUGCAUAAGAAGUUAUCAUUCUUUCAGUCUCGAUGGGAUUAUUUCGACGAGGUAUAUCACAAGUACGGCGGAGCAUCGCUGUGUGGCCUCUAUGAUCUGUUUCGUCCUGUCCUAAUGAUUGGUGAUCCAGUCCUUCUCAAAGGCAUUCUUGUUAAAGACUUCGAUCAUUUUGUUGACCGAGAGAUAUUUCGGACAGAAGAAGGAAACAUUACUAAUAAAAUGCUAGUCAGAAAGUCCGGAGAUGAGUGGAAGGCACUUCGAGCCAUCAUGACUCCGACAUUCACCUCUGGCAAGAUACGUGGGAUGUUCCCUCUCGUCUGUAACAAGGCUGACACUCUUGUCUCUUUUACUCUAAAAGAAGCCGAUCAGAAACCUUAUGUUGAUAUGAAAGAUAUCUUUGGACGGUUUUCUAUAGACACUAUUGCUUCCUGUGCUUUUGGUAUUGAAUGUAAUUCUUUUACAAAUGAAGAACCAGAGUUUGCCAAAAGGGCAGCAACUUUCUUUGACUCAUUACUUACAAGGGUUAUCAAAUUUACUCUCUUUUCCAUGUACCCAAGGAUUUGUAAUGCUCUGGGCUUGAAAAUAGACACACCUUCUGUAAAAUUCUUCACAAGAGUCCUGAAGGAGAUUAUAGCAGCACGGAAGGCUGGUCAAAAAAGGAAAGAUUACCUGGACAUUCUCCUGGAUGCACAAAGUGGUCAUAAUUCUCCAACUACUGCCCAUGAAAACCACACGAGCAUCACUCACGACUCUUCAGUCACCGUAAUAGACAAAAAAAUCGCCCCUCUCUCUAAGCAAGUGCUGACGGACGAAACAAUUAUGGCUCAGUGUGUGUUGUUUUUUGCCGCUGGUUAUGAUACUAUGGCCUCCACUCUAGCCGUCUUGUCUUUCCUCCUGGCCAAGCAUCCCAUGCAUCAGCAACGUCUCCGUCAGGAGUUGCAGCAAAUAAUUCAAGAGGAAGGUGAUAUUACAUACCAGAGCAUCAUGGACGCAAAGUUUCUCAACGCUUGUGUAAUGGAGUCAUUAAGACUUUACCCACCAUUUACUUCAGGGGAACGACUGUGCACUAAAACUUACAAAAUACCUGGAACUAAAGUGAUUCUGCAUCCUGGUGACUUAGUGAUCAUCCCAUUCUGGAGUCUGCACCGUGACUCUCGCUACUGGUCAGAGCCGGAGAUGUUUCAUCCAGACCGCUUCAUGCCAGAGAACAAGGACAAGAUCAUCAGUUAUACUCACAUGCCCUUUGGGAUGGGGCCCAGGAACUGCAUAGCUAUGCGGUUUGCCCUGAUGGAAGCCAAAGUGGCCCUGGCGAAGCUACUGCUGAGAGCAGAAUUACACCUAAGAAGUAACCAACAAGAGCUGAAACUGGAAAAAAUUAGCUUAAUUUUGAGACCAGCAGCAGUUGACUUGGUGAUCACUCCUCUGACAACAACCACAACAUUCUAACUUCUUUCACUCCACAAAAUAUGAAAUAUAAACACACUACACAUGAACUGUUACUUAUUACAUGUUAAAAAAAACUUCCCGUAUUGUGACUUUCUUAAUUUUCAAACAAAAUCUCCAUACAACUAUUCUGCAAGUUACUCCCAUCUAACACACAACUAUACCAUCAGUGACCCGCACUGAAAACAUAAUCUGACACACACACA
Molecule: messenger RNA, 1838 nt
Organism: Cherax quadricarinatus
Lineage: Eukaryota; Metazoa; Arthropoda; Malacostraca; Decapoda; Parastacidae
Source: RefSeq, a predicted model, not a curated record